GGGGCGGAAAAAUAGAAGUGUGGCGAUAAGAUACCAGAGUGGAGGUGUUUAUUUAAGUGGUGUCAUGUCUCUGGUGCAUACUGACACCAUUCUGGACGAGCUGCUUGUUUCAGUGGGAGGCACAACAUCACCAAAGAGAAGCCUUAUGAGGAGUAAGAUAGGGGGACUGAAAUAGCAUUUCUGAUAACUUUUGGUCUCUGUGCCAGAUGGAUUAGUGGCACUUCCUUCUCCUGCAUUUUUGUCUUGCCCCUGAGCUGUUAUUCUAACUGUGUUUCACUCUAAUCAUGAGUAAACCGGUGACUCUGGCCACCUGCAUUGCCAAGAUGUAUGAAGGUGCCAAGCUGGACAACUCUGGAGCAGUAUCUGGGACACCAAAGAAGGCCAGUUCAACUCUUAUGGGAAGUCUUGGUCACAUUGAAAAGAAAAUAAUCCUCCUGGAAGGAAGAGUUGAACAGAUCACAAAUACACAGAGUUUAAUGCUCCAGAAAUUAGAAUCAGUAUGCCAAGGAAUGGGUGCGUUGGAGAAAAACGUUGAACAAUUCAGACAAGAAAAAACUCUGGGACAAUCUUUCAUGAAACCUCUUGAUAGAGAUCAAGACAUGAGCGACUCAGCUGUGAUUUCAGAGGUCAGAUCCCUUUGUGAAGAAACGGUGGCCCUUCUGAUGAGCUUGAAACAAGAAGGCCAGCGGCAGAGAAAAAAAAUUGAGGGAAUAGAAAGUUCAGUGUCCACCCUGGAUAAAGUUUUCGGGUACGUGGGCGAAGUUUUUCGCAGCUCAAAGAUAGUAGAGUUCAUUCUCAGUGGUGUCGUGCCUUGGAGGAAGCAAGGUCUUCUUAACACAUCAGAGGAUGAGAAAAAUACAUCAGAUGAUGCCACAAAGGCCAAAGGCUCUUUCUGUAACACAGGAACUCAGGCUCCAGAGGAAAUUAAUGAGCAACCUGCAGUCACAUACAAGCAUCAAGAGCAUAAAAUUAAGUCUCCAGCCCUCAUUUCCUCUCCCGCUGUGACAACAAAAGUUCCAGUUUCUAAAUCCCUGCGGAGGCCAAAAGAGGUGACGCUGAAGAGCAGAGAGCCAGGCCAAGUCCAGGCCUUUUCUCCUGAGAGCCCGAGUGAGUCCGAAGCUCCUGAAGUUAGUAAAGAUCAUAAGUCUGCAGAAACAUUGACUGUGACUGCAGCUCCUCUGCUUGAGAGCAAAACCUCAGAAACACACAGUGCUUUAGAGCAGACAAAUGCUCCUGUAGUUGCUCUCCUGCUGUCUGUGGAUUCUUUAAUUAAAAAAGAGGAGCCAAAUCAGAAGAGGGAAUGUGAGCAUAAAACAAAAGAAGUCCCUAAAGCCAAGCCAUGUCAUGCUGCAAAGCCGGACCUGCCAAUCAUGGCAAACUUGGAACAGAAGGAGACAGCUGCUCUGGAAAGUCCACAGCUGAGAGAAGCUGAAUAUGAGCCAAGACCCGAACUGCUCACCCAGAAAACCAAUACUGAGACUGUACAUGUGGUCCUGGAGAACCCCGAUACACCCCAGAGCAAAAUCAAACCUUCAAUAAAUGUUGAAGUGGAGGGGUUUGUACCAGAGAGUGAGGCUGAUUCAAAAUCAACAAGUCUGGAUUUACAGUUUCCUAUCAUUGAUGAUUGCCCUCCUCGACCUGCCCCUUUUGAGCAUCGCAUUGUCAGUGCCAAGCAGGUUCCCAUCGGCUCCUAUUACAGUGUGGAACCCAACAAGUUGCUGGGAGGGGGUCGCUUUGGCCAGGUUCACACGUGUGCUGAGCUCUCUUCAGGUCUCACUCUGGCAGCUAAGAUUAUAAAAGUGAAAGGGAUGAAAGAAAGGGAGGAGGUGAAGAAUGAGAUUGGGAUGAUGAACCAACUAAAUCAUGUAAACCUCAUUCAGCUGUAUGACGCAUUUGAGUCUCGGACCAAUCUCACCCUUAUAAUGGAAUACGUCGAGGGUGGUGAGCUGUUUGACCGCAUUGUAAAUGAACAAUAUCAACUGACAGAGUUGGACGCCAUCGUGUUCGUGCGUCAGAUCUGUGAGGGAGUGCAGUACCUCCAUCAGCAGUACAUCCUGCAUCUGGACCUGAAGCCUGAAAAUAUACUGUGUGUCAGCAGCAACAGCAACCAAAUCAAGAUCAUUGAUUUUGGACUUGCUAGAAAAUAUCGACCCAGAGAGAAGCUGAAGGUCAACUUUGGGACGCCUGAGUUUUUGGCACCUGAAGUGGUGAAUUACGAUUUUGUGUCAUUCCCUACAGACAUGUGGAGUGUUGGCGUCAUCACUUAUAUGCUUUUAAGUGGCUUAUCACCUUUCCUGGGUGAAAACGACGCCGAGACUAUGAACAACAUCCUUCACGCCAACUGGGACUUUGACGCUGAGGCAUUUGAGAACGUGUCAGAAGAAGCGAAAGACUUCAUCGCCAAAUUACUCAUCCCUGCAAAAUGCAGUCGACUGAGCGCUUCAGGCUGUAUGAAACACAGCUGGCUGAAUAAUUUGGAGGAAAAAGCGAAGCAACACCGAGUCCGUCUCAAAUCCCAAAUGAGACUACAGCGAUACUUAGCAGCUCAUCGUCAGUGGAAGAAACACUUCAAUGCGGUGACGGCAGCCAACCGGCUUAAAAGGUUCCAGCAGAGCAGAUCCAUCAGUGUGCUGUGAUUCUUACAAAAAUACAGGACCGAGGAGGAAAAGAUGAACAUUCCUUUCUUCUUCUGCUCAUAACAGCUUCACCGAGGCUGUGUGAAGUGUGUGAAGAUGAUGGGGCAAUGAACAUGGCACAGACUGGCACCAUGUUGAGUGGAUGAUUUUAUUGUAUUUUAGUUAAUCAAAGAAAGAGCAGCUGAUUGAAAAUCAUUUCAUUGUAGUUUCAUUUUUAUUGUAGUAAUGUGAUGAUUCAGUGUCCACAUUUUUUUGUUUUUACCACAACCAAAAAACUAUCGCACACUCAUGGAAAACUAAUUCUCCCUUCUGUGAAGGUGUUUUUUUUUUCAUAUUCUGAUAUUCCAAAUUACCCUCUCUUACCUCACGAUAGUUAAAAACUCAUUUACAAGCCUACAAGUUGUUUUCUUUUACUUGCUUCUUUCCUCUUGUGACACACUUGUUCAAUUCUGCAAUAAACUCAUCUAUACACUU
Messenger RNA from Silurus meridionalis, 3110 nucleotides. RefSeq names its product myosin light chain kinase 3 (gene mylk3). Gene Ontology annotation, molecular function: protein serine/threonine kinase activity; ATP binding. The transcript has 13 exons. The record is from RefSeq and is a predicted model, not a curated record. Gene Ontology annotation, cellular component: cytoplasm; nucleus. Gene Ontology annotation, biological process: intracellular signal transduction; positive regulation of apoptotic process; protein phosphorylation. Lineage: Eukaryota; Metazoa; Chordata; Actinopteri; Siluriformes; Siluridae. The coding region runs from base 285 to 2636 and encodes 783 amino acids.